CGACGCGCUCUUGAGCGCCAGGCAGCCGGGCGAGAGGAUGGCGCUGAGCACCGCGAAGGCAGCCCCCGCCCGGAGGAACCUUUUCGGGCCGGUGGACCACGACCACCUGCAGCAGGAGCUCCAGAGAGCGAUGAGCUCUGGCUUGGAACAGGCGAAGCAGCGGUGGAACUUCGACUUCUUCCGGGAAAGGCCCACCGCGGGUCCCCUCCAGUGGGAAGAGCUGCGGGGCCACGAGGUCCCUGCCUUCUACCACACCUGCGUGGCCAGGGAGGCCCGCCACCCGCUGCAGCCCCUGAACAGGGCCGGGGACAGAGACGCGAAAGCGCACCUCCUCGGCAGAGAGGUGGACCGGGCCGGGCCAGCCAGGAAGGGGGCGGCGAAGAAGCGACGGCAGACCUACGUGACGGAUUAUUAUGCAACGAAGAAGCAGAUCAGAAAAGAUAUGCAAACACCUGUAAAGAAAUUGCCCUUCUGAGCUGGAGCAUCAUAUGGUGGAUCUCUUCCCAGACUUUUUUUUUUUAAAGGAACUGCCAAGCUUAUACAACAUUUCAAAAUGAUAUAUUCAGAUAACUAACACUUUGUAGCUUCACACAGAAGAACAGUGAAAGUGGGAUUAGUUAUUAAACUCUUAUUAAAAUGCAGUCAAGCCAAAUAAACGAAAUAGCUCGGGGAACCUUUAAAAAAACCUGAUCCUCAAGGAAGAAACAGACUAAUUGUAGCAACAAUCACAGUUCAGAAAGAAUUGCUUAUCUGAAAAUGGCCAGCAGAAGUGUUUAAAAUACUGAUGAACAAAUUGUGAGCAGCAUUCUACUUACCAAGUUGUUGUUUUUUUACUUAUUUAAUAUAUUAGGUUUCAUCUCAGUGUGAAAAGCAAAAAUGUUUUACCAGCUUAGUGAAUUUAAGUUUUAAAAAUGGAAUCAGCAUUCCUGUUUCUCAGUUUGCAUCCAAUUCACAUGAGCACUCCGCCUCUUCACUUUCCAUCCAGAUGCGACCUAUGUUACCAUUUACUACAGGAGUGCAACACACACAAAAAGGGUGGGGCUUCAUCACACAAUCGCCAGCACUGCCUUGACUUUUCUUACACACAGACACUGCAGAUGUGUCUCGCAUCUGGAAAGCCCCAGGCAAAUGUGUUUAUCAGCCUGUUUGACUUCCAGAAGUCCUUUGUCCUAUAGACUAGAUUUCUUCCCAUAACAAUGUGUCUCGGCUUCAGUAGAUGGAUUUUAUUUAUCUUCCUGGAGAAUAUGUGUUUAAUCAUAUACAUGGUGUUGUGGGCUUCAGAUCUAGUGGAGCUGGACUUAAAGUGAAGCAGUAUAGACCUGGCCAUAUAGAAGGGUUGAAAUGCUUCAUUCCCAAUUUGGCUAAGUCAAUAUUAACUAGGAAUUGGCUACAUUCAGUUGCACCCAGGAAAAACAGCAGAUGUACCUCAGAUUGAACCCUGAAUCCUACAUCAUAUAUUCUGGGCUACAUUUUGUCACGAGAUCACUGGUUUUGGCAGUGUGACAUGAUGGUACUAUUUUAUAAUAUCUGUGUUUUUAGAUCACUUGGUGUACAAUGUGUGUGGAUG
This is a messenger RNA of Candoia aspera, 1567 nucleotides long. RefSeq names its product cyclin-dependent kinase inhibitor 1-like. Gene Ontology annotation, cellular component: nucleus. Gene Ontology annotation, biological process: signal transduction by p53 class mediator; regulation of mitotic cell cycle. The transcript is spliced from 2 exons. The coding region runs from base 38 to 475 and encodes 145 amino acids. Gene Ontology annotation, molecular function: cyclin-dependent protein serine/threonine kinase inhibitor activity. The record is from RefSeq and is a predicted model, not a curated record. NCBI's taxonomy places the organism in Eukaryota, Metazoa, Chordata, Lepidosauria, Squamata, Candoiidae.